AUGCAUGCUCCAACACAACUGCUGCCUCCCCUCGCGGUGGAGAAGCCGGGAAGCAGCACGGAGUCUAAGCUCGAUCUCCUCCUGUCGCGUGUUGAGGAAUCGCAUUGCCUGCAGCUUGAGAUGUUUGGGAUGCUCCAAAAGAUCGGGAUUGAGAUCGGAUCUCACAGCCACGAGUCCUCGAAUCCUCGCACAGCACGCAGGGUCACCGAGAGGUCAGCUCAACGAUCCGAGCCCCGGCAUUCCUUCCUCAGCAGCGAGAUGACCAACUCGAGGCCUCCGAGCAUGAAGAAGAUGGAGGACGCUUUAUUCCGGGAGCUUGGCGGUCUGCUCGAAAGCUCCGCAGCGCUGGGUCCGCUGGCUCGCUCAUCCGGGGCGUGCCGGUCAUCGGGGGUGGGCCGGUCCACUGUGCUGAGCGCGGCAGAUCAUGGGGGUAUGAACUUCCACGAGGAUGAAAACGAGAUCUGUCUACCCGGGCGACUCCCAGCAGAGGCUAAGGCCAGCUUGGCCGUGUCCGCGACGCGACUUCAGUCCAUGAACCGCCAGUCCCAGGCUUUCAUCCUCUCCAAAAUGGCCAAGAUCGAUGAGAGCAGAACUAAGUCUUCCCCCCGCUCUUUGCAGCUCGAUCGCACAGAUCGCCUCAUGGGCUCGAAUCUCCUCCUGAGCCGGCCCUGGCUGCUCCGAUCCCUGGUGGCCUUCGCCUGCUUCAGCCAGAUCGCCACCAUCAUUGCCCUCAAGAUCGUGGGGAAGGGCCAGUUGCAAGGCCAUGGCUUCACGCUGCUCUCCUCUCUGCUCUAUGCCGCGGCCGCUGGCGGCUCGCUGCAGCUCUUGGGCCGCGCCAACCGCUCCCCCGACCUCGAGCUGGCCAUCACCCGACUGCAUUCCUUUGUGGCAGAUUUUACGCUGCGCUGGAAUGACGUUUCGGGCAAGGAGUGGCGCAAGUUCCUUGCUGGUUGGCUGGUGCUCGUCGUGGUCUUCUCGGCCACGCAGGGAUUCGAAGCAUGGCUCCUGAGCAGGGACCUCAUGGCUGAGGACUCCUUGACGCAAGCACUGUCCUACGCAGUCGCCGCCUUAUCGGCCCUGAGCCUCUGUGUGUCCGGCGGCGUGGUGACCCUCACAGGCUACAUGCAGUCUCAUGUGAUGAUCGGCCUGCACAAGAGUCUCGACUGCUGGUGCUGCGACAUUGCCAACAACCAGGACUUCGAAGCCGGCGUACAGAAUUGGAAUGGCAUGCAGGCGUUACUGAAGUGUGUGGCCCGGGAGUUGGCCAACAGCUUCCUGCUGCUGCAUACACUGGCUGUGGUCGGCUUCGCGUGCUUCCUCACGGGCUGCGCGACCAUCGCGGCAAAGCUUAUAACUCAUGGCAAGCUUCAAGAUCGACUCAGGGUUCUUUGGAGGUUGGGAUGUUUAUCCUUGUUUUGA
Messenger RNA from Symbiodinium natans, 1419 nucleotides. The record is from the annotation of a GenBank genome assembly. Lineage: Eukaryota; Dinophyceae; Suessiales; Symbiodiniaceae.